CGUAGAGCCGUGAACGUCUCAUGUUACUGCGCAUGCGCAGUGGGCUGGCGCGAAGCUGCUCGUCGGAGUCGCUCUUCUACAGCAGUUCUAGUCGCGGAAGUCCAGAGAGCCUCAGCCGAAACCAGCGUCCCUCUGCGGCCUCUGAAGCCGGGAGAUGGCGUCGGUCCGCCUGCGGGGAGUCUCGGUGAACUUCCCCUUCGCCCCGUACGACUGUCAGAAGGACUACAUGGACAAAGUGCUGCAGUGUCUGCAGGAGAGGAUGAACGGGGUUCUGGAGAGCCCCACAGGGACGGGGAAGACCCUCUGCCUGCUGUGUGCCACGCUGGCCUGGAGGGAGCACUUCAGGGACACCAUCUCAGUCCAGAAGAUAGCAGAGAGGGUGAAGGGGGAGCCCCUGUUUCCAGACACCCCCCUGUCCUCCUGGGGAACGGCAGCAACCGAUGGAGACAAACCAGUUCACUACUCUGAUAUUCCCAAGAUAAUAUACGCAUCCAGGACGCACUCUCAGCUCGCUCAGGUCAUCGGGGAGCUGAGGAGGACUUCAUACAGGCCAAAGGUGUGUGUGCUGGGGUCCAGAGACCAGCUGUGCAUCAACCAGGAAGUCAUGCGUCAGGAGAGCAACCAUGUUAAGGUCCACAUGUGCAGAGGAAAGGUCUCCACCAGGUCCUGUCACUACUACAACAACGUUGAAGAGAGCAGCACCGACAAAGACUUGACCAGCUCCAUCCUCGAUGUGGAAGAUCUGGUCAAAUUUGGUGUCAAACAGAAGGUCUGCCCGUAUUACCUCAGUCGCUCCCUGAAGCAGCAGGCGGACCUCAUUUUUAUGCCUUACAACUACCUGCUGGACCCAAAGAGCCGCAGGGCGCACAGCAUCGAGCUGGGCGGGGCCGUGGUCAUCUUUGACGAAGCUCACAAUCUGGAGAAGAUGUGCGAGGAGUCGUCCUCGUUUGACCUGACUCCGUACGACGUGGCGUCCGCUAUCACCGCCGUGGACCGGCUGCUGGUGGAGCAGACCAAACAGACCGGCGGUGGAGAAUUUUCCGCUGAAGAUCUGAAUGUGGAAUCCCUGAACUCAGGGCUCAAACUGGAUGUAAAAGCUCUGGCAAAAAUCAAACAGAUUCUGUUGGAUCUGGAGGCCGCCAUCGACUCCUACGACGUUCCCUCGGACAGAGGCGUCACCAAGCCUGGAAUCUUCAUAUAUGAGCUGCUGGAGAGGGCCCACCUCAACUACAGCACCAAGACGGCGGUUCUGGAGGCUCUGGAUCAGAUCAUCGGGUAUCUGGCAGGACAGCCAGGAAUAUUCUUCAACACCAGCGGGCUGCAGAAACUGUCGGACAUCAUCCAGCUGGUGUUCAGCGGCGAGCCAACGAAGGAGGACGAGCAGAAGCAGAUGGAGUCCAACUCGGUUCACUUCAAGGUCCACAUGCACCAGGAUUCCAGCAGAAACAAGAGGAAACAGAGCACCGAUCCGUGGACGUCGUCUUCUUCCAAGAAGCAGGGAAACAUCCUGAGCUACUGGUGCUUCUCUCCGGGCUUCAGCAUGCUGGAGCUGCAGAAGCAGGGCGUCCGCUGCAUCAUCCUGACCAGCGGGACCCUCUCGCCGCUUUCUUCAUUCACCUCUGAGUUGAGGAUACCGUUCCCCGUUCGUCUGGAGAACGGUCAUGUGAUCGAGCGGGACCAGAUCUUUGUCAGCGUGGUUCCUCGAGGCCCUGAUGGCGUCCUGCUGAGUUCAGCGUUUGACAGACGGUUCCUCCCAGAAAACAUGUUUUCCUUAGGAAACACCGUUGGUAAGCUGGACAGCUCCUCUGUCUCUGAUUGGAUGCUUUUAGGAGGCGGGGUCUUCUCCCGUCUCGUGUGGUUGUCAGAUCUAUCCAUCCUAACGUCCAGUUCCUGUCGGAUCUCCUCAGCCAACAUCAGCAGAGUCGUUCCUCAUGGGCUCCUGGCGUUUUUCCCGUCUUUUCCUAUGAUGGAGAAGAUUCUGGAGUUCUGGAGAGCUAGCGGCCACGCUGACCGCAUCGACAGCGUCAAGCCCAUGUUUGUGGAGCCUAAAGGGGCGGGGUCCUUCACCGAGAUCAUCGAUGGAUAUUACAAAAAGGUCAGCGACCCCGCAUCCAAAGGAGGAAGCUUCUUCGCAGUGUGUAGGGGGAAGGCCAGUGAAGGUUUGGAUUUUGCCGACACCUUCAGCCGUGGCGUCAUCAUCACGGGCCUUCCUUUCCCUCCCAAACUGGAUCCUCGCGUCGUUCUGAAGAUGCAGUUUCUAGACGAGAUGAGCAGAAACAAAGCUCCAGGAGUGAGGUACCUGCUAGGCCAGGAGUGGUACCGGCAGCAGGCCUUCCGGGCCGUGAACCAGGCCAUCGGCAGAGUCAUUCGCCACAAGGAGGACUAUGGAGCCAUCUUCCUGUGUGACCAGAGGUUCAGGAACUCUGACGCCCGGGCCCACCUCCCCUCGUGGGUCAAGCCUCACGUGCGCAUCUAUGACAACUUCGGGAACGUGGUUCGGGACGUGUCGCAGUUCUUCAGGGUGGCGCAGAAACUGAGGCCUGUGGUCCCGAAGAGCGCCGCAGCAGAAAGCGGCUCCGCGGCGUGGUCGCCACCAACUCACUCCACCCCUUCAGCUUCCUGCUCGUCUUCUCAAAGCUCCUGCGCACAGAAAGCCAAAGCGCUGGACGCUCACCUGCCCAGCCUGAAGAGGAGGAAGCUCUGUGAACAGAGUGGGGGGGGCGGGAUGGCCCGGAUCUGCCUCGACUACGAGUGCGAGCCACGGGAGGGUCAGAGGAGGCCGGCCAGCCUGCUGGACGCCUUGGAGCGAGAGGACGGUUCCCGUGGAGACGACGGGGCGGCGGGUCAGGAGAAGACGAGCCGGGUGUCCACGCGGAGUCUGCAGUACGACGAAAGGAUGGAGGACGAACUGCGAGGAGGAAAACGUAAAAUAAAGCUGAUCCAGCACCAGCCUCCACACCUCUCUGUGCCGGAGCAGAGCCAGUCCGAGGAUCUGUCGGAGGAGAAGAAAACCACCAGGGCUAAGCGGUUCCUGGCAGGCAUGAAGAAAUCCUUCAGCAAGGUGACCUUCGACCGCGUCGUCCACGCCCUGCAGACCUACAAGCAGACGGACGAGCUGGACGCUCUGCUGAGCGAGAUGGCCGUCCUCGCUGAAGACACCAACACUCACAGCCUGCUGCGGGGUUUCUACCAGUUUGUUCGUCCGCACCACAAACUGAGGUUUGACGAGAGAUGUGCGGAGCUGACGGGUCUCGGCUGCGGGUACAAACCGGAGCACUCGCUGUCCAAGGACCAGAAGAAGGCCAUCAUGCAGCAGAGCGAGGUUCCGCCCGGCGAGGGUCAGCUGGAUACUCGGCAGCUCAACGGAGGCGGACGCCACCUCAGUCAGGGGGGCUUAAAGGAACCGCAGGCAGCGCCCGUCUCCUUCCUCGCUGAUGUGAAGAAGACUCUGGGAGCUGCAGCGUGCUCGCUCCUCUGUGAGGCCAUCAGCAGCUACAAGAAGACGGACGACUACGACCACCUGAUGACCACGGUGGUCAGCCUGUUCACAGAGAGAGACGAUGACUUCCAGCUGCUCGUCAGGUUCAACUUGUUUAUUCGUGCACACCAUAAAAAGAAGUACAGAGAGCUGCUGGACGGCCUGAUUGGUCAGCAGACGUCAUCCGGAGGAGAUCCAGAGCCGAGGGAGGAGCAGCCAAGUCCAGCCUCUCCUCGCGCCCCGAAGACCCAGACCAAGAUCCACAGUUUUUUCUCAGAAACCCAGAAGAAAUGAAGGUUUUCGUUAAAGUGCUCAGAAACCAUUGAACUGAACAUCUCGUGUCUGCAGCUCCAGCAGGAUUCCUGUGAGCGGCUGGAGAUCAGGUUUCAGGACCAUCAGCUCCUCUGAGAACCGGAGUGUCAGAACUAUUCAGGUCUUCAUGUUUCAGUAAAAACCAAAUGAUCCUAGAUUUUAUAAUCUCAUAUAGAAGUCUAAACUGGACACAGACGAUGAAGGUGUUUCCAGACCGGUGCGUGAGGAUGUUCUGGUCGUGGAUCUCAAACAGAAUCAAAGAUUUUUAUGCAUUAAGUUAAUGUCAUAUGUGUUUGUUUUUGGAUUAAACUUUUGAAUUUUC
Messenger RNA from Oryzias melastigma (Indian medaka), 4112 nucleotides. It is a transcript of the gene rtel1, whose product is annotated as regulator of telomere elongation helicase 1. The transcript has 32 exons. Gene Ontology annotation, molecular function: DNA polymerase binding; hydrolase activity, acting on acid anhydrides, in phosphorus-containing anhydrides; ATP binding. Bases 155 to 3772 code for a protein of 1205 amino acids. NCBI's taxonomy places the organism in Eukaryota, Metazoa, Chordata, Actinopteri, Beloniformes, Adrianichthyidae. The record is from RefSeq and is a predicted model, not a curated record. Gene Ontology annotation, biological process: regulation of double-strand break repair via homologous recombination; negative regulation of DNA recombination; DNA recombination. Gene Ontology annotation, cellular component: nucleus.